AUGGGCAGCUGGACGGCGUUUCUCUUGACCUACCUUUUGGGUGGUGUCACAUUCAUACCCGUGGUGCUGGCCGUAGCUUGGUUCGCACUACCGCAGGUACUCAGCGAGCCCCUCGAAGAGCAGCGCAGCAAGGACAGCCAUGCCGACGAUAUCGUACAACCUGGCGACAUCACCAAAGAUCUGGACGAAGUCCGCAAGGCAGACAAGGGCGGCGACUCGAAACCCCGCUAUGCAGACACCACCGACGUGGCCGCCGGCUACUUUGCCGUGUGUCGAGAGUACACGCCCAUGGGUAUUAACGCGAAGCCCAUCGAGCGGGCGACCCCCGUCGGCUCGGCCACCGUAGCCGCUCCGAGCCAGAGCGUGUACCAGGCCAUGUACCGCAGCAUCUUUGAUCGGAAGCAGGGCGCCAAUCCCUUGGAGAACAGCAACGGCGUCAGCGUGCGGCCUAAGCGGGCGGGCAAUGUGUUCUAUGUCGUUCUCCGCCAUGGGCAUCUCAUGCUCUUCGACGACGACGAACAACUCGAAGUCCGGCAUGUGAUUUCCCUCGCGCAUCAUAACGUCAGUAUAUACUCUGGAGGUGAUAAAACACCAGAGGGAGAAUUAUUUAUAAAAAGGAAUGCGCUAUGUUUAUCGAGAAAGACGGACGGGAUCGAAGCGCCAGAUACCCAACUGUCGAAACCCUUCUACCUCUUUUGCGAAAACUGCUCGGCAAAAGAAGACUUUUACUUUGCAUUAUUGAAAAAUCAAGAGCAGGUUUUUGGCGCAACAAAAAAGGCUCCCGAGCCCCUACAGUUUGAUGUCAAGAAUAUCAUGUCGCUGGUACAGAGGCUGUACUCGACCGAGGAUCACAUGCAGACGAGAUGGCUCAAUGCUCUCAUUGGCCGUAUCUUUUUGGGUAUUCACAAGACCAAAGACAUCGAGAACUUUAUUCGCGAGAAAAUCACAAAGAAGAUCUCAAGGGUCAAGCGUCCCAGCAUCCUCUCCCGUAUAGCAAUACAGAAAAUCGACACGGGAGACUCGGCCCCUUUUAUCACGAACCCGCGCCUUAAGGACCUCACCGUCGAGGGCGAGUGGGGUAUGGAGGCCGACGUGAAAUAUACUGGCAACUUUCGCUUGGAAGUGGCGGCGACGGUCAAGAUUGAUCUCGGAUCUCGCUUCAAGACCAGAGAGGUUAACCUCGUUCUGGCUGUGGUAUUGAAAAGGCUCGAGGGCCACGUCUUCUUCAAGAUCAAACCUCCACCCAGCAAUCGCCUCUGGUUUUCGUUCCAGACAAUGCCAAAGAUGGAGAUGACGAUUGAACCUAUUGUGAGCUCACGACAAAUCACAUACACGGUAAUUCUACGUCAGAUAGAAAAUCGUAUCAAGGAAGUCGUUGCCGAGACUCUAGUCUUGCCCAUGUGGGACGACACACCGUUCUUCAAGACGGAACAUAAGCAUUGGCGCGGCGGUAUUUUCGAGGGCGACGAUGCUGUUGAGCACUCGGAGGACUACGAGGAGAUUGCCGCCAUGCUGGGCGAUGUCGAAGAGGUUUCACAGAUUGAGGAGACGGGCAUGCCAUCAUCCCCUGGUAUUGGGGAUUUCCCACCGAUUGAGAAGAGUCACAGCGUCCCAGCUUUGGAAACAACCCAGCCAGCUGGUUUCUGGAAUCGCAAGGCCAGCGUAAAGAAGUCUGCUCUGGCGCAUGCGAGUGCUACUUCGUCUUCAACCACGGCACUCGAUAGCGCAACUGGGUCACCAGCAGCUGAGGUACCACCUCGCCCUAUCCGGAGCGGCUCGUUUUCUGUUCCCAGUCCGACCAUCAGCACUUAUCCUACUCAUGCCGAUGCUCUCAUACCGUCUUCCACGCCCCCCGAUCGAGAUGAUGCGGCUAGCAUCAUGGCCAAUCUUGCUGCCCGAGCUCAGACGACAACACCCUCGACACAAACUCCACUAGGUACACCGACGAAGACAGCCUCAGCCAAGCAGUCACUAAAUGAUUUGUCCUCAAACGAGGCAUCAGAGGCUGAACAAUCUACUGAGCAGACGCCCACUGUCCCUCCACGUCGCGGUACAACAUCAUCUGUGGAAAGUAACAGUAGCGAAACGAGCUUCACAAACUCACCAAUUCCGUCGGUAAAAGGCUCAGUCAGAAGCAACACGGGCUCCAUUGGCAAGAAUUUCUUCGGACGUAGAGACACAACGCUAUCGACCGAUUCUGGUAAUACAAAUAACGAGCAAAAGCGCAACACCUUGGCGGCCGUGUCCAAAGCAGCAGCUACGGCGAAGCAGUGGGGAUGGAAUGCCAUUCAAAAACGUAAUGAACAGACGGCAAACGGACGCAAGCUCUCAGAUACGCCAGCAGUAGACCUGAACCAGCCGAUGGGACGUGGUCAACCACUCCCUCCGCCAGGCAUGCCGCUUCCAGGCCCAGACAGGAGGUCCAAGGUCACGCCUAUUGCCCCGAAGCGCAAGCCAAUCCCUCCUCCAGAAUUACCUUCUAGGAAUGGAUCAGCAACCACUGCCGAGCCGGGAUCCGAACGCCGCCCAGUGCCUGUUCCACCUUUGCCACGACGGAGGAGGGUAUCACAAGUGCACGGCGAUGACGGUCUAGAGGAACAUGUCCUGGUCGUAGAAGCGCCAGCAGACUCGGAGCCUAGCACGCCAUUACAGGAAGAGCAUGAACAGGGACACGAGACGACACCGUCUUAUAUGCAGCCAUGGAUCGAAGAUGAGGGGGAGCAAGACAGCUCUGGUAGCCAAUCAGCGCCCAGUGAAGGACUCGCUACCGAGACUGGGUCGCAAGAGCAAUUUGCUGCUAGCAACUCAACAUCAAAAGAGGUUCCCCGCAGUGAUGCUGCAGACAGUAGCACGGCGGAGGAUGAAGACGACUAUUCGAACUGGCUGGAUAAUAAACCCGAUUAUGCGGCGGAACGGCAGGAUGCAGCAAUCACAGCAGGUCAAACACAUUGA
Pestalotiopsis fici W106-1 is the source of this 2952-nucleotide messenger RNA. RefSeq lists its product as uncharacterized. NCBI's taxonomy places the organism in Eukaryota, Fungi, Ascomycota, Sordariomycetes, Amphisphaeriales, Sporocadaceae. The record is from RefSeq and is a predicted model, not a curated record. Bases 1 to 2952 code for a protein of 983 amino acids. Gene Ontology annotation, cellular component: ERMES complex; endoplasmic reticulum. The transcript has 2 exons. Gene Ontology annotation, biological process: phospholipid transport. Gene Ontology annotation, molecular function: lipid binding.